CCAUAUUACCUUGCUAGCAGGUUGCAGGCUAACUGAACGGAGGCAGUGCAGUGCGGCUUCUCGGGGAUGUCCCACCCUUUCUAACACGGACUCAGGACUCCGAGGCUUUCAGCGGCUCGACACUUUCAGGACUCACCUCCAAACUUUGUGCGACAUGACGACGCGGUCGGAGAGAGAAAAAGCACAGAAACUGAACGAACAGCAUCAGGCCAUUCUGACCAAACUGCUGAGAGAAGAAGACAACAAGUACUGCGCUGACUGUGAAGCGAAAGGUCCUCGAUGGGCAUCAUGGAACCUUGGCGUGUUCAUGUGUAUCCGCUGUGCCGGCAUCCACCGUAACCUGGGCGUCCACAUAUCCAGAGUAAAAUCUGUCAAUCUGGACCAGUGGACACCUGAGCAGAUCCAGAGCAUGGUGGACAUGGGCAACACCAGGGCCAGACAGCUGUAUGAAGCCCACCUACCGGAGAGCUUCAGACGACCACAGACAGACCAAGCAGUGGAAGUCUUCAUCCGGGACAAGUAUGAGAGGAAAAAGUACUAUGACAAAGAGGCUGCAGCCACAGCUCCACUGAAGUCAUGUGAAGCUGCUCCUUCCUCCAGCUCGCCGUCCUCCCAGGCUGACAGAACUAGACAUGAGAAGGAGCGUGAAAAGAAGAAAGAGGAGAAGAAGAAAGAGAAGGACUCUGACAAAGUGGACAGACACAACAACACAAAGCAGUCGGAGUGCAGAGCCAGCCCCAAGAAAAGCACAGAGCCGGCCGUGGACCUGCUGGGUCUGGAUGCUCCAGAGGGUGGUGGAAAAAGCUCAGGUGGCGCUGUACCAAUCAGUGAUGAAAUGGAUAUCUUUGGACCAAUGGUCUCCAACCCUCUCCCUUCCUCCCACAACGCACAGCAGGCUCAGUCUAGAUCCAGUACAGCACCUGCACAGGUGGAUCCCUCCACCUCCUCCUCAGUCUCCUCCUCUACCUCCACCACUACCACUACCAAGGCAGAGGAGAAGAAGCUUUUAUCUAAGGACUCCAUUCUGUCUCUGUAUGCCAGCAGCUCAGUGGGCAGUCAGCCGCAGAGCCAGCAACAGCCGGCUCCAGGACAAGCAGGUAUGUACAUGGGACAGCCUCAGAUGCCGUUCACUCCUCAGGGCUUCGCCCCAGCGAUGGCAGGAGGGAUCCCUCCUACCACCAUGAUGGGUGGAGGGGCCAUGAUGUCUGGCAUGGCGUUGCCGAAUGGCGGCUAUGUGGGCAUGCAGCAGGGUGUGCUGCCAGCAAACCAAGGACAGAACAUGUACAACAUGCAGCAAGGACAGCAGCAAGGACAGUGGAAUAUGAGCCAGAUGACCCAGCAGAUGUCAGGCAUGGCUCUGAGCGGUGGAGGGCCAACGCCUGGCACUUUGAACCAGUCAGGCGCCCCCUCGGCUGGUUGGCCCGCUGCUCCACCGCCAGCCUCAGGCCAGACCCUCAGCACCCAGCUGUGGAAGUGACGAGGACAGGGUCCAGGGGAGGAGUUGGUGGAGGCGGGGGGCAGUGAAGGGCAGUCACAUGGCAGCAAAACAGCCAAAUUUGCUCCCAACUCACCCAUCUCCUCACAGGUCCAAAUAAACAACGCACAGCGGGGGCAGUUUGGCUGCCCAAAAUGCCCCUCCCAAACCCAACACACCUUCACCGUGGUUCCUUUAAAAAGCCAAGACAGCAUCACAGUGGACGGAGUGAGAGAAAAAAAAAAAGACCGGCAGCUGUCGUCUCGCGUCUUUAUUUAACUGUUCUUCUUUUCUGGUUUAUUUUUGUUGUUGUUGUCUGAAGAACGAGACAAAAACAGCAGAGCAGGCAGAACAGAACACUGCUGGACCAACAUCAAGUGUCUGUGAUACAAAUAUUAUAUCAUUACCAAAAUGGAUAGUUAGUGAAUAGUCUUUCAGUACUUACAGUAGAUAUGGCUAUCUUGUGGUUGGUCUAUGCUACCCUGUCCUCACCCCUCUCUCUGCAGUGCUUAUUGUAACCCUCUCCCCCCUCUCUCCUCUCUCCUUCCUCCCUCUGUAGGGCGAGCAGAGCCUCGCAGCAGAUAAUUGUCAGAGCAGUACUGUAUUUAUGUGAAAAUGAUGUGAAGCCUCCCGCGUUUUCAGAGCCACAGGAGAGAAGUCGAUGCUUUGACUCUGGACAGCCUCGUGUGAUUUGAGUUUAUUCAUCUUGUGAAGCUCCAUUGGGGGAAAUGAAGCGGAGAUGAGGCUCUCCUGCGAAGUUUAACUCUGCUAAAUGAGGUCUGACUGACAUGGGUUUAAAGCUGCUUAUAUAGAAUGUGUUACUUUGCACUGACAGUCACCAAGUUCAAUUAUUUUCCCACAAAGACUUCCAAACUAUUAAGUCAAGCUUUGUCUUAUUACAAUCACUGCAGGUUCAGUUUAUUCCCACAGCAGCCAGUGUACUGAUUAUAUUCACCAGUGGUUUCCAAUUGCAGGGCUGGAACCCUCCUGGGUUCAUAGUACAUCUGAGAAUUUAUUGGAACAAAUAUUAAGAAACAAAACACACAUUAGCAGCACAAAUUGUUCAUUUUUUUUCUUUUUUGGUUUUUGUUUUUAAAUACUGUGGUUUUAACUUGAGAAAAAAAAAGAACUGGAUCACUUGCAGGGCUUUGUUCUGCAUAUUUAAAAAUUAUUGGAUGUCUCAUGCAGCUGCAGUAAUUAGAUAAUUUGGAGUGUACACUUAUUCACGCUCUUGCUGAGAGCGAAAUGGACAAAUUCCUCUCAUGUUGUGUUAAAUUAGGAGCUUAAAGUUCGAAGAAAAUUAUUUUAGCUUAGCAUAAAGAUCGGAAAAAGGGGAAACAGCUGGCAUAGUUCAGUGUAAUAUUUUAACGAAAACAUCUUUUUUAAAUUGUACACAAACAGUAAUAUAAAAGAUGUGCAGCAUCUUUGCUGUUUACUGUUGCUGCAGUUGACUGUUCACUGAUAAAUAGUUCCAGUUACACGUAAAACCAUUUACAUUUCUGUGUCUCAACUAAACAUCAAAAUACUCUAUGCGUUAAUGACUUUUAGAGAUGUUUUACCCUUUAAAUUUUUUGACAGAGACUUGGGCAGCAAUUAACAAUUAUUUUAUUGUCUAUUAUAUUGGUCAAUUAGCUUUCCGAAAGUCUGUGUGUCCCCCCCAGUCAGAAGAUAUUGAGUUUACUGUCAUAGAGGAGGAAAUAAACCAGAAAAUAUUCACAUUUAAGAAGCUGGAUUCCUACAAUUUAGCCUUGUUUGAUUAACUGUUGCAGGUUUGUCCCUGCUUCCAGUAAUUAUGCUAAGCUAAAUUAGUAGCCUCCUGGUGCUAGCUCCAGCUGUAACACAGCUAUUUCCUGAAAUGUUGGUUUAAAUAGAGCACACACAUGCUCACUGACUGGUGUGCUUCUGCUCUCCAUCACCCAGCAGCUGCCUGGCUAGCAUUAGCUAUAUAACCUACAUGGCAGGGACAGGAUGAAAGUAAAAAUCACACACUCUUUACUUUAAACUCAUAGCUUCAUCUCUCAUAACAUAGACAUAAAUGUCAUGAACAGAAACACAGAAGUGCAGAUCAGAGUCUUUUGUAGGUCUAACCAUUUCACCGACACGUAAAUUUGCUAAAACUGCCCUACUCUCAGCACAGUCUGCAGCUAACGAAGCCAGUUAUCCGUCAUGUCGUAUUUGGACUGAAGACACCCUUUUUUAAUAAUUCUGUUUUUAUUAUGGAGACACAGUGUGAAAUAAAAGAUCUAAUUAUUUCCCUCUAUUUCCUGCAUAGUCAUGAUUAGAAAUGCCUUUUGCUUAAAAUGGCCAAAAGUCAAAAAGGUUCAGAACGCUACAUUAUUCAGUGUGUGUACUUUUAUCAGCAGAUGAAUAUUUUGGUUCAACCCUACUUCUCAAACCUCCUGCUGGUUAAAAACACCCCAGAUCUUCAAAUGUGUGAGUAAUUGCUGGGCGGGCCCCUGGUCCCCUGGGUGUCUUUGGUAGCUUUGCUGUGAUGUUUGUAAGUGUUUUAAAACUAGACGAGCUGGGUUCAGUAGAAACUGGACUCCGACCCAGUUGAGACAUUCCUCGUUGUUGAAAUGAGCCAUUCCCGCCCCUGCCAAUCGUGCUCCCGGAGGCAAUUUAAGGAAGUACUUGAAUCAUAGCGGUUUGUCUUUACUGCACUUCACUUUAUAUAGCAAAGCAGGUGCUAUAUCUCGUGCUGUGUUCUGCUUUCAUGUCUCAGAUGGUUGUCAGGGAGCAGAUUAGCUAACUUGUCAGUUUGCUUCCUGCUGCCGGGUCGGAAAUCCAACUUUUUAUUUCAAAUUCUGGACCAGUGUGACACCCACAGUGUUUCUCCUUCCAUAUAUGACGCUAUAACUGUAUGUUCUGCCAUCCGCCAUCUUUAUUGUGGUGUUUUGUUGUGUGCAGUACAAGAGAAGCACAGUUACUCUACAGCAAAUAAACCUGGACGACCAAUCAGAGGGCUAGACUGGCAGGACGACGAAGAGGACUGGACAGUGCUGAAGGAAGGGGACCUGUAUGAAAACCCUGGAUGGGUCCCAUCAUCACUGUCCAGCCCUUGUAAGAACAGACAAGCAAAACACACAUACACACUCAUAUGCACACAGACCACACUGCCGAGCGCCGAAGCAGAGAUUCAUGUCCAUAUACACAGGGUCCCUCUGCCAUGCAAUAACUGUAGCACUCUGUGUGUGAGCGACACGUAAAAAUACUCAAUAAAUCCACGAUGUCCUCCAGGUUUAUUUCCAGUGUGUUUACAUUUUCUGGUGCCUAGUACAGAGAAACAAAGUGGUUUUGUGCAUUAAAACCGUAAAUAUACAGGAGUUUUUCUGUGUUCAUCUUCUUCCAAUGACUACUCUGAAAGUACUGUUUUAUCUUUGGAGAAAUUUGUUUGUUUGCUCCUUUUUUCUGUUCCUGUUUACAGGAGGGUCAUUUGGAAUAAAGGCUGUUGAAUCCUG
Molecule: messenger RNA, 4932 nt
Organism: Acanthochromis polyacanthus (spiny chromis)
Lineage: Eukaryota; Metazoa; Chordata; Actinopteri; Pomacentridae
Gene: smap1
Product: small ArfGAP 1
Exons: 11
Coding region: 155-1477 (440 amino acids)
Biological process (GO): regulation of clathrin-dependent endocytosis
Molecular function (GO): GTPase activator activity; metal ion binding
Source: RefSeq, a predicted model, not a curated record